Messenger RNA from Harpia harpyja (harpy eagle), 3843 nucleotides. It is a transcript of the gene SMARCAL1, whose product is annotated as SWI/SNF related, matrix associated, actin dependent regulator of chromatin, subfamily a like 1. The record is from RefSeq and is a predicted model, not a curated record. Gene Ontology annotation, cellular component: nuclear replication fork. Gene Ontology annotation, molecular function: ATP binding; ATP-dependent chromatin remodeler activity. Gene Ontology annotation, biological process: DNA repair; replication fork processing. NCBI's taxonomy places the organism in Eukaryota, Metazoa, Chordata, Aves, Accipitriformes, Accipitridae.
GUGCUGCCGGCCGCUCAGUGCCGCCGGGCGGACGAGCCGCUCUGCUGGGAGUUGUAGUCUGCGCGCCCUUUGGCGGCGUACCUGGCCUCUGCCAGCCGACUGGCUUCCAUUCCUGUAAAGAAGCAAGUGCCUCCGUGUUUAAUUCCCAAUGCAGUUUUGAUUCAGAUUUAUUGUUUGAAUUGCUGAAGAUGUCAUCAGGCCUUACAGAGGAACAAAAGAGAAGAAUUGAAGAGAACCGCCAGAAGGCUUUGGCUAGGAGAGCAGAGAGACUAGCAGCCCAGAGAGGUGGGCAAGUGGAGAGCGCUGGCCUUCAGGUGAAAGAACAGAGUCCAGGCCAUCGGGGAGACUUGAAGGAAGAAAACAAUCAUGUCAGGUUCAUUAGCCAGCAGCAGCGGAAUCCAAACAGUCCUGUGGAGCAGAAGAGCUAUCUUCAGAAAGAUUAUAAUCAUUACACUGCAAACCAACAGAUGGUUGGUUCACAUGGAGAGCAACAAAAGAAUUGUUCAGAGGACUCUGGACAAGCAAGUGGCAUUAAGCCGUUCCCUAGAACGAUCCCAAAUUCUCUGAGUUAUUCCCAUAAACAUUACUUGGAUGCUGCUGGUCAGAAACACGGACAACAAGCUUUAAUUAAUCUUGGUACAUUCCAGCAGCCCAAAUGCUACCCAGCUUUCAAAAACCCUACAGAACCAUCUCAUCCUACAUUAAUUGAUAAUGGGCGCCCUGAUGGUAGUAAAGGUUUACAAAGUCAGAACAAAUCUGCCAUAAAAUAUGUUUCACCACUGAGCAGUGCCACCCCGAGUGAUUCAGAAAUGCUGAUAAACAUAAGCAGACCAACAGAAAGAGAAGGGGGAGGUGGUGCCUCUCAGGCCAGUGGUAGGAUGCAGAAGCUGACCAGCUCUGCUGGUGCAGGCUCUGCCUUUGAAGCUGCUUCUUGCAAGAAAGCAAAUAGUGUUACAAAAGGAAAAUGCGUGAAAUAUGGGGAAGACCGAUUCCAGGUCGAAACAGGGUAUAAUGCUGAACUCAUUGCUGUGUUUAAGAAGAUACCAAGCAAAAGCUAUGAUCCCGCUAUUAAAAAAUGGAAUUUCAGUCUGGACGAUUACAGCAGUUUCAUGGAAGCAGCAAGUCAACUUCCAUCAGUAAUUCUGGCACCACUGGAAGGAGAAAAUGCAGUUGGCUUGGCAUCAGGCUCUCAUUUCGUUGGCAGUAGGGUUGAUGUGAAAUCCCUCUUGAUGAUGUGUAAGAACUGGAAGAAACCUUCAGCCCUUGUCAAAGGGAAGUGCGUGCUGAUCUCUCGCUUGCGGUUUGAGGUUGAUAUUGGGUAUUCUGCGGAAGUGAUUGGAGUGUUCAAACAGAUGGAUUCCAGAAAUUAUGAUAUGAACACCAGAAAGUGGAAUUUCCUGCUGGAGGACUAUCCCAAACUAAUGGAAGUGUUACAGAGCCUUGUGUCAGUAGAAGUGGAGCCACUGCCUGAGGCAGUAAUACAAACCUUUGCUGCUCAAAUACAGAGAUCUACAUCACAGACAGACGUUCCUGAUGCUGACCUUUCAGUAGUGGACUCCAAAAUUGUGACGAGCCUCAUGCCCUUUCAGCGGGAAGGUGUGAAUUUCGCAAUUUUAAGAAAUGGACGUUUACUUCUUGCGGAUGACAUGGGCUUGGGCAAGACCAUCCAGGCGAUCUGCAUUGCUGCAUAUUACCGAAAGGAAUGGCCCUUGCUGGUGGUGACUCCUUCUUCCGUGAGGUUUACAUGGGCAGAGGCGUUUCACAGGUGGCUUCCAUCCUUGAGUCCAGGUAGCACCAAUGUCAUAGUGACUGGCAAAGACAACCUAACAGCAAGCUUGAUCAACAUCAUCAGCUUUGACCUCCUCAGCAAGAUGGACAAGCAACUUAAGAGCACUUUCAAAGUAGUUAUUAUUGAUGAAUCUCACUUCCUGAAGAACGUAAAAACUGCACGAUGCCGAGCUGCCAUGCCUCUGCUCAAGGCUGCCAGGAGAGUGAUCUUGCUUUCGGGAACCCCUGCCAUGUCGCGGCCUGCGGAGCUCUACACGCAGAUCAUGGCUGUCCAGCCAGCCUUCUUCUCACAGUUCCACUCCUUUGGGCUACGCUACUGCGAUGCCAGGAAGAUGCCGUGGGGUUGGGACUACUCUGGAUCAUCCAACUUAACUGAACUGAAAAUUUUGCUGGAAGAGUCCAUCAUGAUCCGACGUCUGAAAUCGGAUGUGCUUUCCCAGCUUCCAGCAAAGCAACGCAAAAUGGUUGUGGUGGCUCCUGAAGGCAUUAGUGCAAAGACCAAAGCUGUCUUGGCAGCUGAAGCAAAGAAGAUGGCCAAAGGAUAUGAAAGUAAACAACAGGAGAAGGAAGCUCUUCUCCUCUUCUACAACAGAACGGCAGAAGCUAAAAUCCACUCAGUUGUAGAAUACAUCCUGGAGUUACUGGAAAGUGGGAAUGAUAAAUUCCUGGUGUUUGCUCAUCACAAGAUAAUGCUGGAUGCAAUAGUUACAGAGCUGGAGAAGAAACAUGUUGAAUACAUUCGCAUUGAUGGCUCCACACCUUCAGCCGAGCGGCAGUUUCUGUGCCAGAAGUUCCAGUUCUCAGAGAAGCAGGUUGUGGCCGUCCUGUCCCUUACUGCCGCAAACAUGGGCUUGACGUUGUCUGCUGCGGACCUGGUGGUGUUUGCAGAGCUCUUCUGGAACCCCGGGGUUUUGAUCCAAGCAGAAGAUCGGGCACAUCGAAUUGGACAGACCAGCUCUGUUAAUAUUCACUACCUGGUGGCUAAAGGCACAGCAGAUGACUAUUUAUGGCCAAUGAUUCAAGAGAAAAUCAAAGUGCUGGGGGAAGCUGGUCUUUCAGAAACCAAUUUCUCUAAAACAGCUGAAUCCACUAAUUACUGCCCUAAGCCAGAUCCAAAGCAGAAGACCAUCUACGACCUUUUCCAGAGGACCUUCUCUGAGAGCAGAGGUGACACUGAUGAACUUUUGCUUUUGGAGGCAGCUGAUGCUUGCUGCGAGUUUGACUCUGGCAGUGCCUUGCAAGAUACAGAAGGAGAGACAUGUUCAUGCAUUUCAUCUCAAAGGAUGAGAAGGCAGUCUGACAGUGUGACAGGAGCAGCGCACACCUGGCAGUCUGCAGGUUUUGCAGUCCUGGUUUUGCUGAUGACUGAAUGGCCAUGGGCAAGUAGCAUGCUGCUUUGUUUCAGCAUGUCAGCCUCCACAGUUGUUUUGUUUAAAAAGCAGAUAAUGGUUGUCUGUCCACAAGGUAGAACUGUUGUGAAAACUAACUUCUCAGCAGCUGCAGAGUGCUUUUAACAAUCAGUUUUCCAAGAAUUUUAGUCUGGAUUUAUAGGAGUUGGUUCACUGGCAAAAUUUGGCCCUUGGCUCAUUCACAAACUGGUUCUCUGGUAGUCAUUUUGGCAGGGAGGAGAAAAGAUCCAGACAGAUCUUGAGGUUUUGUGAGGUGGGGGAGAAGAGAAAGAGCCCCAGAUUUUUGUCUGUGCAGAGCAGUCAGUACCUUGAAACUGAGUAUAACUGUCUGCCAGGACGUGUGUAUUGCCUGUUAGGCACAUGUCUGCCUGAACACACUGAUCUCUGGCCUAAUCUACUAAAUCUUAGGACCUGCUCCAGGGCAUGUGCUUCUUGUGUCAGUGGAGAGUGAAGCUUGUGCUGACUGCCAGGGAUUAAGCCUGGCUGCUCAGGAAGGGGGUGCGUGUGUUUUGUUCAAGGCUCGAGACUGAUUUCCACAGUUGAGUGAGGAGAAGGGGACACGUGGACUUUUGCCCUUGUUUUGUAAGAAACCGACUCUGGACUGAGCUGUUUAAAUAAAAAGUCAUUUUAAGUCGUGGUUCCCAAA